GUCUCACUGUAACUUAACGCACCAGUUCAGCAGUGCAGACAAAACGAACAGGCCUUUUAUUAGUAUUUCGUCGGUGUUGUAGGUUAUAUUCGCAAUUUAUAGGUUAUAUUUCAGUUAACGAAUAGAAAACAGCUGUCACUAUAUGGCUACUCUUAGAUUAAUGACAAUUUUACGAAGAGCCACGUACUUCACUCAAGAUUUCAAUCAACGUCACGUGGCACAUAAGCUUGGCGUGUACCAAUUUCGAAAAUUCAGUGAUCACAAUACGAUCACUUUGGAUAACGAAAAUGUUCCGACCAAACCAAAAGAGAGACCGAAGACGGUACCGGUGCCGAAAAUCACGUUGUUACUAUCAGAUGAUUCAAUGAUAGUGACCAAUUUGGAGAACGCCCAGCGUAUAGCGAAACGCCGAAAACUCAACCUCAUUAAGGUCAAUGAUCUUGAUAGCAAAUCGUCUCGAGCUACUUACAAACUCACAAACAACUUGUUGGAAGAAACAGAAUUCGUUCAGAUCGAUGGCAGCAAUAUCCAAUGUAAAUCAGAGAGUCCUAAACUUCUCUACAUAUCUGCAAAUAUUACUAAGCACGAUUUGUUAACAAAGAUAAAGAAUGUGACGAAAAUGUUAAACAAGGGCAAUAAGGUUAAGAUUUGUAUCAGUGUGGAGGAUGCCAAAGAUAAUAAUAUAUUGCCCACUAUAACGGAUAUGGUGAAAGAUAUUGGAAGUAUUCUAAAGCAACCUUCCAAGAAGAACAUAAUUUUACUUAUAAUAACUCCCUUAAAUAGAAAGGAUGCAAACAACUCUGUAAAUAACAUAUAAGCAACUACUGUAUCUAAUUAGCUAAAGCAAUAGAUUACAUGAGAUUUAUUGUCAAUCUUAAUGAU
Messenger RNA from Harpegnathos saltator (Jerdon's jumping ant), 882 nucleotides. RefSeq names its product mitochondrial translation initiation factor 3. The record is from RefSeq and is a predicted model, not a curated record. Gene Ontology annotation, molecular function: ribosome binding; translation initiation factor activity. Gene Ontology annotation, cellular component: mitochondrion. The transcript has 3 exons. Gene Ontology annotation, biological process: ribosome disassembly; mitochondrial translational initiation. The coding region runs from base 143 to 817 and encodes 224 amino acids. Lineage: Eukaryota; Metazoa; Arthropoda; Insecta; Hymenoptera; Formicidae.